UAUCAUCAUCUUCGUUCACAGCAUGUCAACUCUAGUACCUGAACUAUGAUCCUCAUUCCCUCCAAAACAUGGAAGAAACAAGAAAACUAAUGAAAGCAAUUCAUCAAAACAGCAACAACCCCGAAUUAGCAUGGCAUCUCUUCAAGCGAAUCCUCUCUUCUCCCUCCACCUCCACUUUAUCUCACCACCACAUCCCCACCAUCACCCGCAUUCUCCUCUCCGCCAACAUGCACCACGAAAUCAACCAUCUAACCCAACUCAUCACCUCCAACCACCCCAACACCGCCCAUCACUCCCUCAUUUCAAUUCUCCGUAUAUUAGCCCAAUCACCCCACCACAUUGAUUCCGCCUUUUCCCAUUUCAAAUCCCUCAGAACCCAAUUCCCAUCAUCUCCUCUCCCUCUUCCACUCUACCACCUCCUCCUCCGUUCCAGCCUCCAACAAAACCGUCCGCAUUUCGUUACUUCUUUAUACACUGACAUGAUUCAGACAGGUGUUAAUCCUCAAACCUACACUUUUAAUCUCUUGCUUCAAUCACUUUGUGAGUCUAACGCUCUUGACCAUGCCCUCCAACUGUUUGAUAAAAUGUCUGAAAAGGGGUGUCAGCCUAAUGAGUUCACUGCUGGGAUUCUUGUUCGCGGGUUUUGUCGAGCAGGGAAAACGAAAGAGGCGUUGGAGUUUGUUGACAAGAAGUUAUGUUUUAAUGUUAAUAGGGUUGUGUUUAACACUCUUGUUUCUAGCUUCUGUAAACAGGAUAUGAAUGAUGAGGCUGAGAAAUUAGUUGAGAGGAUGAGAGAGAAGGGUUUGUUUCCGAAUGUUGUUACUUUUAAUUCUAGGAUAUCUGCACUUUGUAGAGCAGGGAAGGUUUUCGAGGCGUCGAGGAUUUUCAGGGAUAUGCAGAUGGAUGGAGAAUUGGGACUUCCGAAGCCUAAUGUUAUAACUUUUAAUUUGAUGCUUAAGGGGUUUUGCCAGCAAGGGAUGAUGGAGGAGGCAAGGUCUUUGGUUGAAACUAUGAGGAAAGGUGGAAAUUUUGUAAAUUUGGAAAGUUAUAAUACGUGGUUGUUGGGUUUGCUUAGGAAUGGGAAGUUGUUGGAGGCUCGAUCGGUUCUUGAUGAAAUGGUGGAUAAUGGUGUUGAACCGAAUAUUUAUUCGUAUAAUAUUGUGAUGGAUGGACUAUGCAGGAACCAUAUGCUGUUGGAUGCCAGAAAGUUGAUGGAUUUGAUGGUAAGUAAUGGUGUUUACCCGGAUACUGUUACUUACACUACUCUCCUACAUGGCUAUUGUAGCAAAGGGAAGGUUUUUGAAGCUAAAGCUGUUCUUAAUGAAAUGAUAAGGAAAGGCUGUCAUCCUAAUACUUAUACUUGCAACACGUUGCUGAAUAGCCUGUGGAGAGAAGGGAGAAAAGUAGAGGCUGAGGAAAUGCUGCAAAAGAUGAAAGAAAAGAAUUAUCAGUUAGAUACUGUGACCUGCAAUAUCGUGGUCAAUGGUCUGUGUAGAAACGGAGAAUUGGAGAAAGCAAGUGAAGUUGUAAGUGAGAUGUGGACUGAUGGAACAAAUUCCAUUAGUAAAGAAAACUCUUUUGCUGGUCUAGUUGAUUCAGUCCACAAUGUACCAACCAGCAUGCCUGAUGUGAUCACUUACACAACCUUAAUUAAUGGACUUUGCAAGGUUGGGAGGCUGGAGGAAGCCAAAAAGAAAUUUAUUGAGAUGAUGGCGAAAAACUUGCACCCUGAUUCUGUGACUUAUGAUACGUUUGUAUUGAGUUUUUGUAAGCAAGGGAAGAUAUCAUCGGCUUUACGUGUAUUGAAAGAUAUGGAGAGAAAUGGUUGCAGCAAGACUCUUCAAACUUAUAAUUCACUAAUCUGGGGACUAGGAAGUAAAGGGCAAUUAUUUGAAAUAUACGGAUUAAUGGAUGAGAUGAAAGAAAGAGGAAUACGUCCAGAUAUUUGCACUUACAAUAAUAUGAUUAGCUGUCUCUGUGAAGGAGGGAAAGCAAAGGAUGCAACUUCUCUUUUACAUGAACUGUUAGAUAAGGGCAUAUCUCCCAAUGUAUCUUCCUUCAAAAUAUUGAUUAAAGCCUUCUGCAAGUCUGGAGAUUUUAAAGUAGCCUGUGAACUUUUUGACGUAGCUUUGAGUGUAUGUGGCCAUAAAGAAGCUUUGUACAGUUUGAUGUUCAAUAAAUUACUUGCCGGUGGAAAACUCUCUGACGCAAAGGAGCUAUUUGAAGCUUCUUUAGAAAGAUCUCUCUUGUCAAAGAAUUUCAUGUAUAAAGAUUUGAUUGACAAACUUUGCAAGAAUGAAAGGUUAGAUGAUGCCCACUUCCUUCUUCAGAAAUUGAUUGGUAAAGGAUAUGGCUUCGACCACUCAUCAUUCAUACCUGUGAUUGAUGGCUUAAGUAAAAGGGGAAAUAAACAACAAGCUGAUGAACUAGCAAGAAUAAUGGAAUUGGCUUUAGAAGGUAGAUCUGCAGAUAGGACUUGUCGAAAUGGAAACACUGUCUUUCGUCAUAAAUUACACAAGGAUGGUGGAAGUGAUUGGCAGGAUAUAAUUAACAGAGAUGUUGGCAGUGGAAUCGCAUUGAAAACUCUGAAGCGUGUAGAAAAAGGCUGGGGUCAAGGAAGUAUAUCGAGUUUGCUGCCUCAAAAGAAUGAUUUUCUUGAUUACUAAUGGUAGCAGUUUACAUUGGUUUGAGGUUGGAGAUGCUGAAGACCAACUUGUACUAACUUGGUAUAAACCAACACGCUCCAGAUUCCUUCCAAAUCUAAUUUGAAUGAUCCUAAUUCAUAUAUAAACAUUGGUUGAAAUAAGUUGGAACCAUUGGCUUUGGGGAUUGUCUAAACAUGAAGAAUCAU
This is a messenger RNA of Vicia villosa (hairy vetch), 2851 nucleotides long. Its product is annotated as pentatricopeptide repeat-containing protein At2g17140. The record is from RefSeq and is a predicted model, not a curated record. The coding region runs from base 69 to 2666 and encodes 865 amino acids. Gene Ontology annotation, molecular function: protein binding. The transcript has 3 exons. NCBI's taxonomy places the organism in Eukaryota, Viridiplantae, Streptophyta, Magnoliopsida, Fabales, Fabaceae.